AUGAAUGAUGCCUUUGUGACUUCGCCAAUUCAGAGGACAGCAAAGAUGAAUGAUGCCUAUGGGACGUCGCUAAUUCAGAGGACAGCAAAGAUGAAUGAUGCCUAUGUGCCGUUGCUAAUUCAGAGGACAGCAAAGAUGAAUGAUGCCUAUGUGACGUUGCCAAUUCAGAGGACAGCAAAGAUGGAUGAGGCCUACAUGACGUCGCCGAUGCCUUUUGAGAAGGGUAAUGAGAAUGAUAAUGGUAAUGAGAAUGGUAAUGAGAAUGGUAGUCAGAAUGGUAGUCAGAAUGGUAGUGUGAAUGGUAGUCAGAAUGGUAAUGAGAAUGGUAGUGAGAAUGGUAGCGAGAAUGAUAGUCAGAAUGGUAAUGAGAAUGGUAGUGAGAAUGAUAGUAAGAACGAUAGUCAGAAUGGUAGUGAGAAUGGUAAUGAGAAUGGUAGUGAGAAUGGUAGUGAGAAUGGUAGUCAGAAUGGUAGUCAGAAUGGUGGUGAGAAUGGUAGUCAGAAUGGUAGUGUGAAUGGUAGUCAGAAUGGUAAUGAGAAUGGUAGUGAGAAUGGUAGCGAGAAUGAUAGUCAGAAUGGUAAUGAGAAUGGUAGUGAGAAUGAUAGUAAGAACGAUAUUCAGAAUGGUAGUGAGAAUGGUAAUGAGAAUGGUAGUGAGAAUGGUAGUCAGAAUGGUAGUCAGAAUGGUAGUCAGAAUGGUAGUGAGAAUGGUGGUGAGGUAGUGAGAAUGGUAGUGAGAAUGGUAGUGAGAAUGGUGGUGAGGUAG
Mizuhopecten yessoensis (Yesso scallop) is the source of this 765-nucleotide messenger RNA. RefSeq names its product hyphally regulated cell wall protein 3-like. The transcript is spliced from 3 exons. The coding region runs from base 1 to 765 and encodes 254 amino acids. The record is from RefSeq and is a predicted model, not a curated record. Lineage: Eukaryota; Metazoa; Mollusca; Bivalvia; Pectinida; Pectinidae.